Molecule: messenger RNA, 2703 nt
Organism: Drosophila ficusphila
Lineage: Eukaryota; Metazoa; Arthropoda; Insecta; Diptera; Drosophilidae
Gene: sei
Product: potassium voltage-gated channel unc-103
Exons: 14
Coding region: 39-2663 (874 amino acids)
Biological process (GO): membrane repolarization during action potential; potassium ion transmembrane transport
Cellular component (GO): membrane
Molecular function (GO): inward rectifier potassium channel activity
Source: RefSeq, a predicted model, not a curated record
UUUGCAAAAAAGAAAAUAAAUGUGCAUUAGAUUUAAAAAUGUCCCACAAGUCUUGCGUGGAACUAAGCGAAAUCCGAAAAUUGGAUAAAAUAGUGCAGCAAUGCGAGCUGUACAUGUCUAACAAUAAUGUACACGAUUCCGCUAUAAAACCGCCUUUAAAGGAAUUUAAACGAAAUUGCCUUGCAAAAUCCAAUAAAUUUGUGGAGAGGGAACUCUUCUCGCUUAUGUGCAACCUCAAUAAGAUUGAAAAGAAACAAGUUUUUGUUUCAGAUAUAUUGAUAAAUGCCAGUAUGUUUGACGACAAGAAGGAGAGUUUGUCGAGAUUUCCCAAAAAUGUAACAGAUCAUAGCACUCUGGUCUAUCACAAAUUCCUUCGGACUAAUCCCACUAAUGAUAUGGAAAUAAUUGAACUAAAGACCAAGUCAAAGUCCAAGGAAAAGCAUUCAAAGUAUUCAGGGGACUGCUUCUUUUCGCCUAUACUUUUAAAAAUCACCAACAAAAGAGAGUGUUUGAAAAAGGUUAAGUCCAGUAAGGUUGAAAAUCAAAUCGAGCAGAACAAUAUCUCUAACGAGCUUAAAUCAAGUCAACCUAAAAAGCACACUAGUAUUAAAGCCUCGAAAAAAUGCAUUAAAUGUGAUAAAAAAAAGCUGUAUAUUAAAAACUAUCAGACAUUAGCCAGAAGGGAUUGCGAUUUGCUUUGUUCAUACGAUCCAUCGCGUAAAAACAACAACGACAUUUUUCAAGCCCACAAGGGAAAUUCCUACGAGUGUAUGUUUAAAAAUUUAAAAUACAAACAAACCGAAAAAACGACAGAAAAUGUUUUGGGGAGUUCCUUCGAUGAUAUGUUGGACAAAGAAGCUCUUCUCGGCUCUAAGAGCGAACCCAACAUGCAAGACCCCAACGACAUGAUUACUUCGCUGGGGGGAAAUAUACUUGAUCAAAAGUUACAGAAUAACUACUACCAUAAGUGGACUUUGCUGCACUAUUCGCCCUUCAAAGCUGUUUGGGAUUGGGUUAUAUUGAUCCUGGUGAUGUACACUGCCAUUUUUACCCCAUACGUGGCUGCCUUUUUGUUGGGGGAACAGGAUUACCAAAGACGAAAUAACAAAUACAUAAACUCUGACCCUAUUGUAAUAAUUGAUUUAAUUGUGGAUGUUACCUUCAUUGUCGAUAUAUUAAUUAACUUUCGAACUACCUUUGUCAACGCACAAGAUGAAGUGGUUUCCCAUCCAGGACGUAUAGCAGUCCAUUAUUUAAGCGGUUGGUUCUUAAUUGAUCUAGUUGCAGCUGUUCCAUUCGAUUUGCUUUUAGUUGGAAGUGAUACCGAUGAGGUGAGGUAUUCCCCCUCUCUUUUUUCUGUAAAUAACAUGAGUUCGCAAUUCCAGACCACGACCCUGAUAGGACUCUUGAAAACAGCGCGACUUUUAAGACUGGUCCGUGUGGCUCGAAAAAUUGAUCGUUAUUCGGAGUACGGAGCUGCAGUUCUAAUACUACUGAUGGCAACGUUUAUUUUAAUUGCCCAUUGGCUGGCCUGCAUAUGGUAUGCCAUUGGAAAUGCGGAAAAAUCUAUCGCGUCGAAAAACAUCGGUUGGCUGAAUUCCCUGGCCUACGAUAUCCAGGAACCCUAUUUUGACAACCGGACUGGUGGACCCUCUAUAAAAUCACGAUAUAUCACCGCCUUGUAUUUCACAUUUACCUCGCUCACCUCCGUUGGCUUUGGGAAUGUGGCACCUAAUACUGAUGCCGAAAAAGCAUUUACGAUUUGCGUAAUGCUUGUUGGAUCUCUUAUGUACGCAAGCAUUUUCGGAAACGUCUCUGCAAUAAUACAAAGACUGUACUCGGGAACUGCAAGAUAUCAUACACAAAUGUUACGCGUUCGGGAAUUCAUUCGAUUUCACCAGAUUCCGAACCCGCUUAGGCAGAGACUGGAGGAAUAUUUUCAACAUGCAUGGACCUAUACGAACGGAAUCGAUAUGAGCUCGUUGCUUAAAGGUUUUCCCGAGUGUUUGCAAGCCGAUAUUUGCCUGCAUUUAAACAGAAAGUUAUUAACAACUUGCGCAGCUUUUUCGGAGGCCAGUCCUGGUUGCUUAAGAGCGUUCUCUCUUAAAUUUAAAACAACCCAUGCGCCGCCAGGUGACAUCUUAGUUCAUAAAGGAGAUGUACUUACCUCCUUGUUUUUCAUAGCCAGGGGAUCCAUUGAAAUUCAAAAAGCUGGCAAUCACAUUAUCGUUUUAGGAAAGAACGACAUUUUCGGCGAAAAUCCAUGCAUAUAUCCAACACUAGGCAAGUCCAAUGCAGUGGUUAGAGCCCUGACAUAUUGCGAUAUUCACAAACUACACAGGGACGACUUGCUGGACGUUCUGGACUCGUAUCCUGAAUUUCUGGACAGUUUCGUAAACAACUUGGUUAUAACGUACAAUAUGAGAGAUGACGAACACGGAGGAGUUGACAUCAAGCAUCGCUUUUUGAGGGCCAAGUCAUCCGAUAAAAUGAGAAGCUCUCCUGACAUACCCUCUAUAAGGAUAGUUGGACUGCGGUAUAAGAAGCAAAAUGUCAACACUUCUGUGCACAAAGUCAAGAAUGACAACUCCCGUGACCUUAAUAUUUUUAUAGAAAACGAAAUUGCAAACUAUCAUUUAGAUUUGUUUGAGAACAAUAAUUAACCGCAAACAGCACAAUUUGAAAUAAACCAUUUAAUUAGCA